Molecule: messenger RNA, 171 nt
Organism: Racocetra fulgida
Lineage: Eukaryota; Fungi; Glomeromycota; Glomeromycetes; Diversisporales; Gigasporaceae
Source: the annotation of a GenBank genome assembly
CAAAACAAAAAGCAAAACAAAAAGCAAAAUAAAAAGCAAACCAAAAAGCAAAACAAAAAGCAAAACAAAAAGCAAAACAAAAAGCAAAGCAAAAAGCAAAACAAAAAACAAAGCAAAAACAAAGAAAAAGCAAAGCAAAAAACAAAACAACGAAGUGAAAGCAAAAAAUAA